Molecule: messenger RNA, 3980 nt
Organism: Anarrhichthys ocellatus (wolf-eel)
Lineage: Eukaryota; Metazoa; Chordata; Actinopteri; Perciformes; Anarhichadidae
Gene: ppap2d
Product: phosphatidic acid phosphatase type 2D
Exons: 6
Coding region: 333-1325 (330 amino acids)
Biological process (GO): signal transduction; phospholipid metabolic process; phospholipid dephosphorylation
Cellular component (GO): plasma membrane
Molecular function (GO): phosphatidate phosphatase activity
Source: RefSeq, a predicted model, not a curated record
ACGUUAACGUGACUGCAGGUCUGGUCGGGACGGUGUGAGAGUAGGUUACAGCACGCUCCCACUCAGAACAAGUUUGUGGAACUGAGUUGAAGUUCACUCGGAUGCUGCUGUUGCCUUUUAUUUCCAAUUAGCCUCCGUCUGUCCCCCCCCCUCUGCAACUGGCGGUCGGUCGGUGUGCUGCUGUCAAACUGUCGUUGACAUGGAUUUGUUGCACCGACGACGGGCGGACUGAAACGGUUUUGGGAAUCACCAUCACUCGACAAGGCGGACCCAUUGCAGUAACUUUAUUCUUUUAAAACAAGUUGUCAUUCACUUUUUUUGGAGCUAAAGACAUGCAGAAGUUCAACUCCACCGGUACACACAGCGACACGCUGCCCCGGGACGCGGAGCUCCAGCUGCGGUUAGCGGACGGUGGAGGGGCCGGGGACGGAAUGGAGAACGGCGGUGGGAAGCGCUUCCCCUCCGGGUCCGAGGAGGAGAGCUCGUUUUGCACCAAGAGCAAGAUGCUUGUCGGUUUGGAUCUAUUAUGCCUUAUUGUCGCCUCCAUCCCGUUCUUUGCAUGCGAGUUGAAGACAGUGACUCCGUACAAGCGAGGCUUCUUCUGUGGAGACCCCAGUAUCACCUAUCCCGCAGACCCGAGCGAGGCCAUCCCUGACGUCCUGCUCAUCGCUGCUGGUAUAGCCAUCACUGGGCUAACGAUUGCUCUGGGCGAAUGCUACCGGGUGCGUUAUCGAGGUGCUCACUCGCGGGCCUUUGUCCGAAACUGCUACGUGUCGUGUCUCUACAAGGAGCUGGGAAGCUUCCUGUUCGGUUGCUGUGUGGGUCAGUCCCUCACCAAUAUGGCCAAGCUAAGUGUGGGGCGCCUACGACCCAACUUCCUCUAUGUCUGUGACAUCACUUAUGCGUCCAUCAACUGCACUACGGGCAGCUACGUGUCCACGGUCACCUGCCCGCAGCCUAAUGUGAACAUGGUGGAGGAAGCAAGGAAGUCUUUCUUUUCCGGCCAUGCUUCCUUUGCAAUGUACACCAUGCUCUACUUGGCAUUCUACCUGCAGGCGCGGUUGUCGUGGCGAGGAGCUCGGCUGCUGCGCCCACUAAUACAGUUUCUCUUAGUGACGAUCGCCAUCUACACCGGCCUGAGCCGCAUCUCCGAAAACCGCCACCACCCCACCGACGUCCUCACAGGCUUCAUCCAAGGAGGGCUCACUGCAUACUGGGUGGCCUUCUACAUCUCCUCCAUGUUUAAGCCCUGCGCCCGUCCAGACCUGUCCCCCACGAGCAUGUCCCUGGAGAGUCCACUGUCCAGCCAGCAAACUGUCUGUUAGCAGGCACACUCAAUCAUUCCAGGAGAGCGAAGAUAAGAGAAGACGGACUACAGAGAGUCAGGGAGGGAGUCAGAUAGCACAGGUGAGGAGCAGAGAGAAGGUUUCUAAGAACGGGAACCAUUCUAAGAGAAGGAUACGAUUAAAGAGUACAAUCUAACACAUUGACUUGCUCUUUCGGGGCAUACUGACACACACACACACACACACACUAAUCUAAUGUUCACACACACACUCACACAUGUGAAAUACAAGAAGCACAUUUGACUGACCCGUCCAGUGAAAAGAACUGCAUAGUAAUAUUACAGAUAUUUUUUUAUAUAUGAGAAAAAUAAAUAAAAAAAGUCUAUUUUUUCGAGAGGAUCUUUAGAAGCUGCUAAUGUUGAUAGUUUUGGUUGCCAGUGAUGGAGGCAUUUGGGUCAGUGCAGUUAGAAAGCUUUCAAAGCAGAACUUGUAAAUCUUGAGUCUUGGGGACGGAGAGAGGAGCAAACGCCAGCCUCCUCUUUGUUUUUGAUCUUGUGUCCACCUCGGAAAAAAAACAUCGCCCAGCAGCUGCGGACUGAGAUCAUUAGUCCUCAGAUGUAAAGGGAGCUCUGUACCGAGUGAUCCGGAACAAGCACUGGCUUCAAUUUCUCACCAUCUGGACCUUCUGUUGUGCCACUGCCAUAAUCAGACUGCCCUCCAUCGCUACGACAAUAACCUGAACGUAAGCAAAGAAAAGAAAAAAAACUGUAUUUGAGCUGCAGAACAAUGUUAUCUUUCUUUUUGUGUAACCAAGGUAGUGAUGGUUAGGAGUCCGACCGAGUAACUUUCUCUUCCUUGCCACCGCCAUCUUUCUGUUUUAACCACUUUGACUGCGUCUUAGAGGUUGAGGUUUGACUGAAUUUUGUAACCUUUGACCUUUCCCCCCCCGAAUCUCUGAGCCGCACCUUGAUUUAUGCCACUCUUGACAGGAGAGCCGACGUGGCGGCCCUCCUGUGCAUCUUUAUUAAUAGCACUUGAACGUACAUAAUGGAACCUUCUCAUUAUAAUCAAUAUUAUAUAUUUUAUCACACGUUUGAAUAAUCAGUGUUUAUUUUUGUUCAUGUAAGACUCAUACACUAUGUUUGUUUUUGCCACUUUUUAAUGAUAAUUAUUCAAAUUGAAUGUAAAUAGCCAUGUCAUUUUAUAAAUCAUACAGAAUUUCAAAGUAUUAGUUCCAGUUUUGGACAGUUUUUACAUGUUUAUUAAGUGUUUGUAUUUACGUUUGUGUCAAUCAGGUACGGAGAGUUACUAUUGUAUCUGUUGUAACUACUAGACUGAGCCACAGAUAUUAUCAGAAAGCUAUAUUUUAUGUGUUGCCAGUUAUUGGUAUUUGUUUGUUUUGUCUGUGAAUGCCAGAAAGGCAAAAAAAUAACCACUGUACUCAAAAAAACCAAACCAAUAAAAUGAAUGUUGAAUGUUUUUAACUUCUUCAGGCCUCUUAUUAUUGUCCUCUCGGUUGUCUCUGGCUACUCGCAUGCAGCAGAGUUGGUCAAGUAAACCAUUUAGCCAUUUGUAAGUCAGUCAGCAUCCAGCUAUUAUCUUCUCUUUUCAAACAGGAUUCCAGACUCUGUGAGGAGGUAAGGACAUCUGAGCUGAAACAAAACGUAAACACUGCAAUGAUAAGUGAUUUAACCUCUUUUUUUUUUUUUUGUUCGGAGGCUUCCAUUCCUGUGCUCUCCUCGUUUAUUUCAUUGCAGCUUUCUCUCUCUCUUUCUUUCUUCUUCCGUGCUUUGCUCCUUCCCUGCUCUCAGGACCUUUUUGAGUGCAGUGGAGCAUAAUGGGCUGUUUCAGGGGGUCAUGCUACCAUGGAGAUACUAAGCCAGAUACAGGUUGGGGUGUCUGAGGCGUUUUCUUUCAUUUCUUUUUUUUUUUUCUCUCCCCACGAUCCACUUCAAGAGAGAAUGAAAAAGCAGCCCAGAUCAGACAGAGAGGGCAAAUGAGAGAGAGAGAGAGAGCGAGAGCUUCGGUCAGGGGUUUGUGCAUAAUGCUGAGGUAAAGGGGACAGACGAGCAGGUAAACCGGUCCAGUAAUGACUGGAAGUAGUAAUGGAGCAGUUGGUAGAACAGAUGGGGCGGUUGAUAUGGGAGAGUGAGGGUGAUGGGCGUGGGGUGUCAGGGUGGGAAAGAAUGUGAUCCUGGUUUUUCAGGCCCGUUUUGUUUCAUAAUACUGUAACUAAGGAGACAAGAUUCAUUCCUGAGCAACAUAUAUACAGUAUAUGCCCGUGCUUGUGUGACAGGUUCGUGUCUAUCCGUAUCUCCCGCUCUCCUUGUUAUUGUCUCGUGUUCAGGUGUGCGCGACAAAUGUGUCAAACGUGACAUCUCGUUUACAUUGUGACUGGCGUCCUCCGCUAACCCUUUGGCCCUAAUAGAAAUGAAUGGGGGUCAACAAGCAGAGGCCCAUUCUGUACGUCCAGAUUACUGAGGUCCAGGCAGAAGGGCCUCACUGCUUACACUGCUGCGACUGUGCACACAGUAGGAACAGUAGCCCCGCGCUUCGGUCAUUUAGAACGAGGGGCUAUUUGAACUCUUAUCUCAACAGGUGAAAGCCAUUACUCUCCACAAUCUUCACUGUGAAGCAGAGCUGAAGCCUCUUCCUCAUACUGAACUUUAAGGACUUCCCUGAUAAGAUUGUGAU